Molecule: messenger RNA, 1362 nt
Organism: Neurospora tetraspora
Lineage: Eukaryota; Fungi; Ascomycota; Sordariomycetes; Sordariales; Sordariaceae
Exons: 5
Coding region: 1-1362 (453 amino acids)
Source: RefSeq, a predicted model, not a curated record
AUGAACAGUACUACGAAUAGUACUACGGCACCAGCAGAAAUAUGCGACCCGUAUCAUACCUGGCCGCCAGAAAAUGAACGAGCACAUGAUUCCCUGAGGCCAAACAUUUACGCUUCGAGCGUUAUUUGCUGGCUCAUAGCCGCUAUUCUUGUUGGGUUGCGGCUAUACACGAGGGGCGUCAUCAUUCGAGUGUUGGGGCCCACGGACUGGAGUAUCUUGGCUGCUUUGGUGUUUUCGUUGGCUACGAGUGUUGGGACUAUAGAGCAGGCUAUCCACGGUUCCGGCAUCCACGUUUGGGACAUCAACUGUUCGGAUACAGCAGCGGGAGCGGGUUGGUUCAGGGCCUCCUGGUACUCUCUAAUCUUCUACACUCUCUGCCUCUACUUCUCCAAGCUUUCCAUCUUACUACUCUACAUUCACCUCUUCACCUUCCGCUGGGCCCGUCUCGGUGGCCAGAUCCUUCUCGCCGUCGUCACCAUCAGCCACGUCUACAUGCUCGCCGUGUGCUUCACGGCCGCCAUCCCCUUGAAUUCCUACUGGGACUUCACCAUCCAGAGAAAAUGGACGGCGCCCCAGUCAAUGUGGUGGUCCGGCACGGGGCUGCAUAUGGCGACGGAUUUUCUGAUUUUCUUGUUGCCGCUGCCUGUGGUGUGGACAAUCAUGUUGCCCAAGAGGCAGAAGAUUGCGCUUUCCGCAGUCUUUGGGCUGGGUUUUGUGAUCUGCUUCAUCUCCAUCAUCCGCCUUCUCAAGCUCCUCGAAACCUACACCGUCGCAGGGCUCACCUACCUCACCGCCGUCGAGUGCAACGGCGCCAUCAUCUGCGCCUGCGUCAUGACGUUGAAGCCCUUCAUCGUCAAGUACUUCCCCAACUUCCUUGCCUCCCGUUCCCGCUCCUGCAAUGAAAGCAACGGACAAGGCGGAAGACUGAGUGAUAGUAUCACCCCGCCUACCAUUGGAUCAAAGCCGUUCAAGCCUCCGGUAUCAGCGGCAGAGGCCGAGUAUAUGAGACGGGGGAGGACGAAUGCUUGGAUGGAUGGGGGGUAUGUGGAGCUGGAUGAUACGUGGGAGGGGUCGGAGGGGACAACGGUGAAUGAUGUGGAGGUGAAGGAAGGGGUUGGGAGUAAGAAGGAGAAGGAAGGGAAGGAGGAGCAUUCUGGAGUGAGGAAGUGGAAUAGUCUGAGGGACCACCACCACCACCAUCCGAAAGGGAGUAGGAGUACUGGAGGAGAAGGGGGGAUCCAAGUGAGGAAAUCGGUGCAUGUUACGGUGCAAGUUGAGCAGUCGAUGGAGCAUGGGAAUGGGAGUGGAAAUGAGAGCAGAAGUAGGGUAAGUGAGGUGUAUGAGAAGGGGACUGCGUUGUGA